AUGGACUGCGCUUCGAAAAAAUUGAAGAAGAUGGACGACGCUACUUCCAUAGCUUCUCUUCCCCAAGAGAUAAUUCUCAAAUUUCUCACCACUCUCCCUCCCAAAUCUGCACUCUCUUUAAGGUGCACUUCUAAAUUCUUCCAUUCUUUCAUCCCUCAGCCGCACUUCGGUUUUAGAAUCCUCUUCUGGGUUUCAUCCACAAAUCUGUACACUGUGGACUACACUACUGAAGAGACCCAUGGAAGGCUCCAACCCACCAGUCUCCAAUGCUCAGCACAUGAAUUGCGGCGUUUUAAACGACUGAUUGGUUCAAGCUUUGCAGAUGGCAAGCUUUGUAUGUUCAACAGGAAUGGAGAGACCACUAUCCUGGACCUUAGUACAAGACAACAUAUUUCUCUUCCCCAAACAUCUUUCCAUCCAAACCCAGGUUGUGGGGAGCUGUGGACAAAAAUGUUUUCCGGUGCAGCCCUGGGUUUUGAUCCGGUGUCGAAAAGGUACAAGGUUUUGAAGUCAGAAUUAUACAUUAAUAAUCUUCACCACUAUUAUCAGGGCGUGUUGAGGGUUUUAACUCUUGGGGUGGAUGAAUCAUGGAGGGCGGUGACUACAGAAAACUCCUUCCUCCCUCGCAGGCACAUUGGUAGUGUUCAAAUUGGUGGUAUUAUCUAUUUGAUGAACUUUAAAAUAAAUUCCAGGGAUGAACAAGAAAUAGUUGUAUUUGAUAUUGGAAAUGAAAAUUUAAUUAGGAUGAUAACUUUUCCCUAUAUAUUCCAACACUCGGGUGGUCCGCCGACUCAUUCGACUCAUUCAUCAUGGGUGAAAUUAAAUGGUCGAUUAGCAUAUAUUUUUGUUGAUGAUGUAAAAGGAAGGACGACCCAAAUAUUUGUUUGUACUUUGGAUGAAUCAAUGGGACCCGGGUGGGACAAACAUGAGGUUCCUCUUACAUUGGAAGAGGCAGAAAUCAUUAGUCAAGCUGAAUCCAUGAGCUUUACGGCUAAUAGUAUUGGGGAAAUUGUGUUCUUGAUUCAAGCCAGGAGUAUGUCUCCUAAGAUUUUAAUUUAUGCAUGUGGAACACAAUUAUGGAGAAAGUUUGAGAUUAAUGGUUGUUCACCUGUUGAAAAUUUGAGUAGGAUGAUUGUGCAUGUAAUAGAAGAGAAAGUAUAUUUUUCCGAAUGA
Ipomoea triloba (trilobed morning glory) is the source of this 1173-nucleotide messenger RNA. Its product is annotated as F-box protein At1g47340-like. The record is from RefSeq and is a predicted model, not a curated record. NCBI's taxonomy places the organism in Eukaryota, Viridiplantae, Streptophyta, Magnoliopsida, Solanales, Convolvulaceae. The transcript has a single exon. Gene Ontology annotation, molecular function: protein binding. Bases 1 to 1173 code for a protein of 390 amino acids.